GUGCGUGCGUGCGUGCGUGCGUGCUAGAAAGGGAGGGGAGAGCAGGCAUGUGAAGGUCAGAUCAGACGAGAUGACAGACCUUUUCAUGUCUGCCUACUUCAGAUUAGUGAAGUGUCACCUCCAGUCACUCUGGCCCUGAGUCUCUGGACAGUACAUGCUACCUGUUUUAUCUAGGCUUUGGACUGUUCGAAGAGAAUCCCUAAACUCAACCAUGAGUGUUUCCCACGAAACCUGCCUCCUGGACCAGGUGCUGGAGCUGAUUAUGAAUGAGAAGCCCCCCAACACUGCCAGCCUUUUCCUGAACGAGGACGCCGACAAGCCCCCCCUCCCCAAUCGAGGCCUCUGGCGGCGGCUACGUAGAGCCAUGCAGAAGAGAGCGGCUAGCACCCAGGACAGGAUGAGCACCAUCACUAAGGAGAGCAUCAAGGGCUUCCUGAGACGCAACCUCUUUGUCCUCCUCACCAUCGCAGCUGUGGCUCUGGGUGUCAUGCUGGGUUUCGCCCUGCGGCCCCACAACCUGACCCUCAGGGAGAUCAAGUACUUUGCCUUCCCUGGAGAGCUGCUAAUGAGGAUGCUGCAAAUGCUGGUUCUGCCUCUCAUCGUCUCCAGCCUGGUCACAGGUAUUUCCUCUCUGGACAGCAAAGCGUCUGGGAAGAUGGGAAUGCGGGCUGUGGGUUAUUACAUGGUGACCACCCUCAUCGCGGUCUUCAUUGGCAUCGUCAUUGUGAUUGUCAUCAAACCAGGGAAAGGCCAUAGGGACAGCCCAGUGGCCUCUAGCGGUACCAUAGAGCCGGUACAAGCAGCUGACGCAUUCCUGGAUCUCAUCAGGAACAUGUUCCCUCCUAAUUUGGUGGAAGCCUGUUUCAAGCAGUACAAAACGGUCUACAAGAAGACCAUCCACACGAAGAACGUGACUGUUGCCUUCAGUCUGACUGACUCCCUCAACGCUACAGAGGCUGCCUUGGCUGUUAACAUGAGCAGAGUGCUGCAGACCAUCCAGGAGACAGUGGUGGAGAUGAUCCCCGUGUCUGGUUCCUCUAACGGGGUGAACGCCCUGGGUCUGGUGGUGUUCUCAAUGUUCUUCGGCCUGGUCAUUGGCAGCAUGAAGCAGCAGGGACAGGCCCUCAGGGACUUCUUUGACUGCCUCAACGAAGCUAUCAUGCGCCUGGUGGCCAUCGUCAUCUGGUAUGCUCCAGUGGGCAUCCUGUUCCUCAUAGCAGCUAAGAUCGUGGAGAUGAAGAAUCUGGCCGAGGUGGGAGGUCAGCUGGGGAUGUACACUGUGUCUGUCAUCGUGGGUCUGCUCAUCCACGGCUUGUUUGUCCUGCCCCUGCUCUACUUCCUGGUCACCAGGAAGAACCCCUACACUUUCAUGGCUGGCCUUCUGCAGGCCCUCAUCACAGCACUGGGAACAUCCUCUAGCUCUGCCACCCUGCCCAUCACCUUCCGCUGUCUGGAGGAGAACAACCGUGUGGACAAGAGAGUGACACGCUUCAUCCUUCCCGUGGGUGCCACCAUCAACAUGGAUGGCACUGCCCUCUACGAAGCCGUGGCAGCCAUCUUCAUCGCCCAAGUCAACGACAUGGAACUCAACUUUGGCCAGAUCCUCACCAUCAGUAUCACAGCAACAGCUGCCAGCAUCGGCGCAGCAGGCAUCCCACAGGCUGGUCUGGUUACCAUGGUAAUCGUAUUGACAUCGGUGGGACUACCCACAGAGGACAUAACGCUGAUCAUCGCUGUGGAUUGGUUCCUGGAUCGCUUAAGGACUACCACCAACGUGCUGGGGGACUCUAUCGGGGCAGGCAUCGUGGAGCACCUGUCUCGCCAGGAGUUGCAGAGCCAGGAUGUUGAGGUGGGCAACUCAGUGAUUGAAGAGGAUGAGAAGCCCUACCAGCUCAUCUGCCAGAAAAACGACUCAGUGAAGCAUCGCAACAGUGAGACCCCCAUGUAGGGGUUACGACAGUCUGAAAGCAUCCACUAGCCGCUAACGUACUUCUUCAGUGUUUGUAGAUAUGGAGGAACUGGAUAGGUGUAAGCAAUAUGGGGAAAGCUAUUGGAUGCCUCGGUGGAGCCAUCACCAUAUUGCUAACACUUAUCUGGGUAACUUCAGAUCUGCAAACACUGUAGGGAUAGUGGCUGGAGAUGGUUUUGACACUGUUAACCAUAUCAACUCAUAUCAACUGUUUUGGUCCUUUCAGUUCAAAUCUGAGAUGCAUCUCAAUUGUCUAGAGCAGUGUUUCCCAAACUUUUUAUAGUCCCGUGCCCCUUCAAACAUUCAACCUCCAGCUGUACCCCCUCUAGCACCAGGGUCAGUGCACUCUCAGAUGUUUUUUUGCCAUCAUUGUAAGCCUGCCACACACACACUAUAUGAUACAUUUAUUAAACAUGAAAAUGAGUGUGAGUUUUUGUCACAACCCUGCUAGUGGGAAGUGACAAAGAGGUCCUAUAGGACCAGGGCACAAAUAAUAAUAUAUUAAUAAUCAAUAAUUUUGCUCUUUAUUUAGCCAUCUUACAUAUGAACUUUAUUUGUUCAUCUAAAAUUGUGAAUUACUCACCACAGGUUAAUGAGAAGGGUGUAUUUGAAAGGAUGCACAUAACUCUGCAAUGUUGGGUUGUAUUGGAGAGAGUCUCAGUCUUAAAUCAUUUCCCACACACAUUCUGUGCCUGUAUUUAGUUUUCAUGCUAGUGAGGGCCGAGAAUCCACUCUCACAUAGGUAUGUGGUUGCAAAGGGCAUCAGUGUCUUAACAGCGCGAUGUGCGGAUACUCUGAUCAUUCAGGUGAGAAAAAACAUCACCCUGAUAGGCCAGUCGUGUGAGAAACUCGUCAUCAUGCAAGUGGUCAGACGUGAAGAUUAUGGUCAGUAAAGAACUUUAAGCACGUCUCUCAAUUUAAAGAAAUGUGUCAAUACUUUUCCCCUGGAUAACCAGCGCACUUCUGUAUGUUGUAAAAGCAUUACAUGAUCGCUGCCCGUAUCGUUGCAUAGUGCAGAAAAUACACAAGAGUUCAGGGGCCUUGCUUUAACAAAGUUAACAAUUUUCACUGUAGUGUCCAAAACGUCUUUCAAGCUGUCAGGCAUUCCCUUGGCAGCAAGAGCCUCUCGGUGGAUGCUGCAGUUUACCCAAGUGGCGUCGGGAGCAACUGCUUGCACCUGCGUUACCACUCCACUGUGUCUCCCUGUCAUGGCUUUUGCGCCAUUAGUACAGAUACCAACACAUCUUGACCACCAAAGUCCAUUUGAUGUCACAAAGCUGUCCAGUACCUUAAAAAUAUCCUCUCCUGUUGUGCUGGUUUCCAGAAGAGGAUGUCUUCCUUAAUUGACCCCCCGUAAACGUAACGGACAUAUACCAGGAGCUGUGCCAGCUGUAACACAUAGAAUUCACUGGCUUGUAAGCGAAGCAGUUAUUGUUUCAAAACAUCUCCUGCCAUGGUGCGUCGUGAAACAGUGUUUGAAGAAUUCAUUGUCUGUAUAGUUUUUUUGGCCUUUUCCCACAGCAUUGUUCCAGCCAUAUCCGCGGCAGCAGGAAGAAUUAAGUCCUCCACAAUAGUAUGGGGCUUGCCUGUCCUAGCCACUCGGUAGCUCACCAUAUAAGAUCCUUCUAGCCCCUUCUUAUUAAUGGUAUCUGUUGCUUUUUGCACAUAUAACACACCGUGGCUGAGGAAAGGCACUACUCCCAAUAUAAGUGAACCCCAUUUAGUUCUCAUCAUAUUUGCUCCUCUUCGAUGGUCCAUUAUCCGUCUGUUAUUUGGGGCAGAAGCUCUUCGGCUGCAACAGAUUCACAAAUGUAGAAUUACUGAUGCUAGCAUUGGAUGUGCUUGUGGAAGCAGAACAACGUGUGUCGUUGACAGGUGCAGGUGUAGUACUGCUGGUGUGUCUCUAUGGACGAGGGCCUUACAAGUGGAAUGAGCAGCAGCUACGUUUGGCUACAUACGGACCGUUAGUGGAAUUCCCGCGAGAGAGUAACGGUUAAUGUGAUUGGAUGUUAAUUAUUUGAGUAGGCUACUUGUAUUUGACAUUGUGUUGUUAUUUUGCUGAACACUAGAUGUUUUCAUUUUAUUUUUGGCAGUGAAACGAGGCUACUCAGGCGAGAAAUAAACCUUACCCAAAUGUAUAGCCCUGUUGGAAAAUAUAAAUGGACCAUUUGAAAAUGUGAAUAUUUUCUUUUUAUUUGUUAAAAAUGUAUCACAUUUUUAUUUGGCAUACCCCCGACGGAAUCCCCAGUUUGGGAAUACCUGGUCUAGAGGAAACUGAUGUGAAAUAACUGGACAGGUGAAAUCAAAUUUCUCAUUGAUAUCUAGCUACUAUAUUGUUUUCACUUAUUUUGUGUUCAUAACAGUAGAGACCACUUUUGACUGUUGUUAUGUACUCUGUAUAGGGUUGAUUUUCAUGAGCAAGAAAAUAAAUGCCAUUCAAUGGCCUUUUUAGAAUUUGUCAAUAAAUGGGAUAUCCAUUUGUAUACUCACAAUCAAUUAGCUGGUUCUGUUGCAUGGCUUGAUUUUUAGUUUAUUGUUCUAUAUUUUGCCACUUUAAGUUGGUGGUUAUUCUUUUAAUGUGAAUCUACCUCUAACAUUCAAGUGUACAUUAUGCUUUCUCUUGAGUCAUUUUAUUUUCUGCCCCAAACAUUACCAAGAGGUCAUUUUUAUUCCGUAUUAUCCAUACUACCAACUUUGAUAAGCAUUUUUUCUACGGUUUCAAAAACAAGUAUUGAAUUUAUGAUGUAAUGUACUGUAGUUUACUUGAUCUGUCAAUUGAAUCAACGUGAAUGUAUACAGUAAAUAUUUGUACCGAUAUCUGUUUUAUACUUGGGUGAUUUCUAUGUUACUUAUUGAGCUAAAUUGGGGUUAGACUUUGUUUUUCAAAACAAUAUUUGUAACAAAGAUGUAUUUUCAGUGUGUUACUUAACUGAACAUAUUUUGGUACUAGUCACUUAAGUCUGAAGUAUGUGAAAGUAUUGCUGUAUGCUUGCUUUGAAUAGGAAUGUUGAUAUCAUUGGGGCUGUUGUAUGUUUCUGUGUGUAGUAAAGAUGGACAAAAGAAUGUUACAUAGCCUACUGAAUUACUUGAUAUGUUUCUCCCCCAAUGUUGCUUUGGUUUAUAUUUUAGGGCUUGAAUCCCUCCCUCUUUGUUUGAGUGUUGUGAGUCUUUUCAGACAAUGUGAGGGUUGAAUAUCCAUUUGUACAAUAUAAGGGAGAUCUUCAUGUAUUUCUUGAAUCAUAACUAACACGUUCACCAGAUAUUCCCUUUCCUUGAUGCUGUAAUCUUACCUGGCCAUUUCAGUUCAACAUCUGGUGCUUUAUCGAUGAAAGCACUGUAGUCAGAUGUGGUUCAUUUGAUUAUGGCUUUCCUCUUUGAUUUGACUGUUGAAAAAAGUGGAAAAAUGUUAUGCCUAAAAUAUAAUUUGAAAGCAAUUAAGUUGAAUGUUAAGUGCGAAAGGUUUUAAAAGUAAGUAGGCCUACUGUGUAUGUAGUUACGUAAAAACUAAACCUGCCCGUGGUUGAGAGCAUAUUGUUGUAAUGUGUGACUCUUGUUUAAUGUAUUAAAUAGUUGAUUUAU
Messenger RNA from Oncorhynchus keta (chum salmon), 5548 nucleotides. Its product is annotated as excitatory amino acid transporter 1-like. Lineage: Eukaryota; Metazoa; Chordata; Actinopteri; Salmoniformes; Salmonidae. The transcript is spliced from 11 exons. The record is from RefSeq and is a predicted model, not a curated record. Gene Ontology annotation, molecular function: glutamate:sodium symporter activity; neutral L-amino acid transmembrane transporter activity; L-glutamate transmembrane transporter activity. Bases 155 to 1948 code for a protein of 597 amino acids. Gene Ontology annotation, biological process: L-glutamate transmembrane transport. Gene Ontology annotation, cellular component: plasma membrane.